CCAUUUUGGAGCUCCGGAUGAGGAGGGAAAAGCUGGGGGAAAGAGGGAAAAGAGCAGGGAGAGAGGUGGGCGAGGACGAGGGUGAGGGCACGGCCGGGCUCCUGGCCGGCCAAAGGAGGCUCGCGGAAGCAGCAGCCGCCGCCCGACCGCAGCUGGAUUUUGAAGAUCGAUCCAGGGGACUGUAUUAAUUUCGGGAAUUGAUUUGAAAGACACAGGCUCUGCCACUUAACAGCCAUGUAACCUUGGAUAUGGAAGAAAGCAGCAGUGUCGCCAUGUUGGUGCCAGGUAUCGGGAAACAGGAAGCUAUGUUGACUGCCAAAACUGUCAUCAGUUCAUCACUGGAAGUUGAUGAAAAAAGAAAAGCUAAAACAGAUCCAUUAAUCCAUGUUAUUCAGAAGUUAAGCAAGAUAGUGGAACAUGAAAAGUCACAAAAAUGUCUUUUAAUUGGCAAAAAACGGUCACGUUCAAGUGCUGCAACACACUCUCUUGAAAGUCAAGAAUCUUGUGAGAUUCCAGCUAAAGUAACCCAGUCACCUGCUGCUGAUAAUAGAAGGGCUGAGAUGUCACAAAUACAUUUUACCCCUGACUCUCUUGCCCAGAACGAUGGGAAGGCUAUGUCUUACCAGUGUAGCCUUUGUAAGUUUCUGUCAUCAUCUUUUUCUGUGUUAAAAGAUCAUAUCAAGCAGCACGGUCAGCAGAAUGAAGUGAUACUAAUGUGCGCAGAGUGCCAUAUUACAUCUAAAAGCCAAGAGGAACUUGAAGCUCAUGUGGUAAAUGACCAUGAAAACGAUGCCAACAGUCACACUCAAUCCAAAGCCCAGCAAUGCGUAAGCCCCACCAACUCUUUGUGUCAGAGAACCUCAGGAAGAAAUAAUGAAACCAUUCCUGACAUCCCAGUCAGUGUGGACAGCCCACAGACUCAUACCAUCCAAACGGCAUCUGUGGCAGAAAUGGGUAGGAGGAAGUGGUAUGCCUAUGAACAGUAUGGCAUGUAUCGAUGCUUGUUUUGUAGUUACACUUGUGGCCAGCAGAGAAUGUUGAAAACACAUGCUUGGAAACAUGCUGGGGAGGUUGAUUGCUCCUAUCCAAUAUUUGAAAAUGAAAAUGAGCCCCUAGGCUUGCUGGAUUCUUCAGUGGCCGCUGCACCUGGUGGGGUCCACGCAGUAGUCAUUGCAAUUGGAGACAAUGAACUGAGUAUCCACAACGGGCCGACAGUACAAGUGCAGAUUUGCAGCUCAGAGUCAUUAUCAUCUUCGUCUCCUUUAGAACAGAGUGUGGAAGGGGGUGUUCAUCUAAGUCAGUCAGUUACCCUUGACCCUAAUGAGGAAGAAAUGCUGGAGGUGAUUUCGGACGCAGAGGAGAACCUGGUUGCUGAUAGCCUACUUUCAUCAGCACAGAAAAUCAUUAGCAGUAGCCCAAAUAAAAAAGGUCAUGUUAAUGUGAUAGUGGAGCGUCUGCCAAGUGCUGAAGAGACUCUUUCGCAGAAACAUUUCCUCAUGAAUGCUGAAAUUGAAGAGGGGAAAACCUUGAGCCAGACAGAAGCCAAGAUUGGAUGUGAAGGAAGAGAUGAAGUCUAUCAUGCUGAUAAAUGCACUGUCGAUAUUGGGGGGCUGAUCAUAGGCUGGAGCAAUACAGAGAAGAAAGACAGUGAGUUAAUAAAUAAAGGACUGACUACUGAUGAGAAUGCCCCACCAGGCCGAAGAAGGACAAAUUCUGAGUCUCUCAGACUACACUCAUUAGCUGCAGAAGCCCUGGUCACCAUGCCUAUAAGAGCUGCAGAGCUAACACGAGCCAACCUUGGGCACUACGGGAAUAUAAAGCUUUUAGAUCCAGACACUGGACAAAGGCAAGUAGAUGGUACAUUGGCAACGUAUUCUAAAAUGAUGUCACCACUUAAAAGCUCUUCGGAGGGAUUGACUAGUUUCAACCAAAGCAACUCUACCUUAGUAGCACUCCCAGAGGGUAGGCAGGAAUUGUCAGAUGGGCAAGUUAAGACAGGCAUCAGCAUGUCCUUACUCACCGUGAUUGAAAAAUUAAGGGAAAGGACAGACCAAAACGCUUCCGAUGAUGACAUUUUGAAAGAAUUGCAGGAUAAUGCCCAGUGCCAACCCAGCAGUGAUACAAGUUUGUCAGGAAGCAAUGUCGUGGAGUAUAUCCCAAACGCUGACCGGCCCUACCGCUGCCGCCUGUGUCACUACGCCAGCGGUAACAAGGGCUACAUCAAGCAGCACCUGCGAGUCCAUCGACAGAGACAGCCCUAUCAGUGUCCUAUCUGUGAGCACAUAGCUGACAACAGCAAAGACCUGGAGAGCCAUAUGAUCAACCACUGUAAAACAAGAAUAUACCAGUGCAAGCAGUGUGAAGAAUCCUUCCAUUAUAAGAGUCAACUGAGGAACCAUGAGAGAGAGCAACACAGUCUUCCAGAUACCUUGUCAAUAGCAACUUCUAAUGAGUCAAGAAUUUCCAGUGAUAAAACUGAUGGAAAAUGUGUUCAGGAAGGGAAUAAGUCGUCGGUCCAGAAACAGUAUAGAUGUGAUGUAUGCGAUUAUACAAGUACAACGUACGUUGGUGUCAGAAACCACAGACGAAUCCAUAAUUCUGAUAAGCCUUAUAGAUGCUCUUUGUGUGGGUAUGUAUGCAGCCAUCCUCCUUCUUUGAAGUCUCAUAUGUGGAAGCACGCCAGUGACCAAAAUUAUAACUAUGAACAAGUAAACAAGGCUAUUAAUGAUGCAAUUUCACAAAGUGGCAGAGUUCAGGGGAAAUCCUCCGGAAAGACUGUGUUAAACAGCAGUGAAGAAGGAGCCGAUUCUCUCACUGGAAGUUCAGAAAAUUUGGUGUCAUCCUCAGAGCUGAUUUCCCAGGCUCCCAGUGAAGUCGUAGGUACCAACGAGAAUGAGAAACUAAACCCUACAAGUAAUACCUCAUAUAGUUUAGAAAAAAACUCCAGUCUGGCCCCUCCUGGCGUGGAGUAUUGCGUUUUACUCUUCUGUUGUUGUAUUUGUGGUUUUGAGUCUACCAGCAAAGAAAAUCUUUUGGAUCAUAUGAAGGAGCAUGAGGGUGAAAUUGUAAACAUCAUCCUAAAUAAGGACCACAACACAACUCUAAACACAAAUUAGGUGGAAUAGUUAUCUGAAGAGGAAAACAGCAGAAGAGGAAAACAGCAGAAGAGGAAUCCUUUAAACCACAGUUUGCCCUUUGUGCUGUCCAGUAACUUACUAGGCACAGAAGAAAUAGUUGGUGUGAUUUUUGAAGAAAUGACAGGUGUGACUUUGGAACGAAAUUUGUAAUGUAAUAAAAGGAAUUCCAAAUGGAUAAGGGGUGAUAAUAUUUAAGCAUUUUGAGUGAGGAGAAGUGGGUUGAGGCAGCAAAGAUGUACUCUUAUAAUAACCCUCUGUUACCUGUUAGUUUAAGUGUAUUUAUUAUUAAAAGCUUGUUAUAGUGUAGAAAUGCAAGCAAAAGAGUUAAGAAAGGGCUUUUCAGGAACUAUUCUAAAACUUACUGUUAUGAAAGUGUCACAAUCUUAAGCAGAGCUUAAUUUUCUUCCUUCUCAAUUUUGACAUGAAUGACAACCCUCUUGUGAGAAAUGGGAGGCACGUGUCUGAGGGUUUUUUGGUAUCAACAAUGGAAGGAAAAGAUCAUUACAGGGCUUUGAGAUGAUCAACCUAAAUCUUUAGCCAGAUUGAUAGGAACAAAUCAUAUACUCAAUCUGAGAUAUAUUACUUUACUCUUUAGAAAGAAAAAAGAAGAGAGACCUCUAAAUCCAAAUCUAGAUUGUAAACAGGCGUUUACAAAGGAAAUUAUUGUCUUAAAUUUACAGUGAAUGUCUUGUGGGCAAAGGAGGAAAGAGGUGAAUUCCCACCAGCCUCAAACCAAAUCUCAAGGUUCAUAAAAAUGGUGACUGGUUGAGCACAGUGCACUUCUCAGAGGUUCUUUUCAGAGUGUUGAUGGAACACUGCAGCUUCUCAAUAGUUACAUAGGCCUUCUUAUCCACUCUUCUAAACUAGACCAAGCUUGUUGUCUAAAAACAACAAAGUAGGAAAAAUUGCAUUUGCUUAUCAGACCUUGGAAGUAGGUUGAACUGUUAAAUAAAAAACAUUUGUGGGAAGAGGAAUGAAAUUCAAAAGCCCCUUAAAAUGAGUACUACUAUUGAGAUUUUACUUCCUGGAGCUUUCUAUUUAGUUAUACUUAGCAUAAGAGAUACAACCAAAUGUGGCUAAAAUGUAGUAAAAAUUCAGGUUGUUUAUAAAACGUUUAAUAACAAACAAAAACUAUUUGGGUUUCUCCUAUCCAGGAAAUUGUAUUUUAUUGGUGUGCAAUAGGACACAUGGGAAGCCAACUAAAACUUGCCAUCAAAUAGAUGUAAUCUUCUCAUUAAUUACACAUUUGUAUUACAGUGUAUUUCAAAGAGUGAAGAGAGCAGGGUUUUUGGGGUUUGCUUUUGUAGUUCUGAUCAUUUACGUAUGCAUUGUUCUGUUAAUGUCAGUUCUGCCUACAAGUCAAAAGGCGGCCGGUGCACCACGCGGUGCACCGUCUUCACGGUGCUCUUUAUGAACUUGACUCUAACAUCUUCUAGAGCUGAGGCUGUGCCUCUCAUAAAGCUUAGAAAACAUCGAAAACAGAAUUUCUUGAAUAGGAUACUCUAUAGGCACAUUUUAGGAAAAGAAUUCUCUUCCCAAAGUCCAGGUAUGAAUCGAAUGAAUUAACAUUUUUCAGAUAGCAUUAGGAACUAUUUAAGGGGGGCCAGGUAACCUGAAAUACUGUCUGAUUUGCGUGUUUUUGUUUUGUUUUGUUUUGUUGCUUUGCUUUUUAAAAUCUAAUUUGAUGAUGAUAUUUGAACAAACAGAGUUGAUUGUAACUUUGCAACUCUUUAAUUUACGUAGCUUUAGUUUAUUUGUGAAAGUUAAUCCAUUUCUGGUAUCUGGUUUUUAAAAGAGAAAAUGAAUUCAUAUAUACUAAACUAUAUUCCGCAAAUCCACAUGCAGUGGGUUUUCUCAUUUUCUCCUGUUUUCAGAAUUAAAAGUUAUAUUUCAUUUCAAAUUCAAAAAUAAACUUUUAAAUGGUUCCAUUAUUAACUAUAUUGUUCCCACUUAGUUUUUUCAUUACUGGUAGCUCUGACUCAAUGUUUCUUUAUAAAAAUCUAUUAUUCUGAAAAUUAACAACCUUAGAAGAGUUUUUGUUUUAUAAAUUUUCCUUGGCUUUAAUUUUAUAUAAUCAUUUGGAAAAUACUAGUAACCAAAAAACAUUCCCAAAAUUUCAACAGUGUAUUUUUAAAUUAACUUUCUUCAUUUCCUUAAACUACUUCCAUUGACUGUUAAAUUUGCCAUUUGGAAUCAUGAAUUUAAACUUUCCCUAGCUCAUGGGAAAAAAUUAACCCAGAAGUUCAAAAGUCUUUAAAUAUUCAUCUGCUCCCAGCCUAAAAUAUCUUCAAAAGCUUUCUCUUGGCCUAUAGGAGGAACCAUAUACCAAGGAUGUUGUGUACCUUCCCAUUAUGGUUUUGAGGCAAGCCUUAAGUUAACCCUCCCCACUAAGAACAAUUGAAUACGAUGAAGACUAAAUAUGCAAUUUUAAUUAUAGAAUAGAUAUUAAAAUAAUCAGCAAGAAUUCCUUUAUAGGAAUAACAUUUACUGGUACUAGAUCUUUUGCCAUGUAAUGCUCAGUAUUUGUUUUCCCCUCUGAACACUUACAAUUCUAAGAUUUGACAGUGAAAAUAGUUUUUAAAACACUUACUGGAUAAGGCAAAGGUGGGGAGGGGGAAGAUGAUGCAUUCUGAUCAUUAUAAAUAAUACUUUUUCAGGGCUCUAUCAUUUUCUCUCUUUCUCUAAUAAUCCAGAAUAUGGUUGGUAUCCCCAGUGUUCUAACAGUACUAUGCCUAUAUUCCACUUGACCUGUAGACUUCAAGUUCUGUGUCCAGCCAGUGCAGUGUAGUGACACUGACUGAAGCCUUUAUUCUAGAUCUUUCAUCUAUUUGAGGUAGCUAUCAGUGGCUUUGUUAUUAUUUUCUUUGUCUUUUCUCACAAAGCAAAUGGUGGGCACCUAUGUUUACAUUGUAUCUUCCUGCAGUGUACUUGGCUUGACAAAGACAAGCAGGCUUCUCUUUUGAGACUUAUUAUAUUUUUAGUUUUCAUAGACACUUAUUUAAUCUUUUUUUAUUGUACAGCAAGGUGCUCUAAGUAAUAUUCUAUAAAAUAUAUUUAAUAGAGAUUUGAGUUUGAUAUUCAUGGACAUGAAUACAUGUAUUUUUUUAAGAAAUAAGUAUUGUGUAACACUAUGGCAUUGCUUCUAUAGCCAAAGUCUAAAAAUUUCUGGAACACUGACAUGUAAAGACUACAGUUAAUUCUGACACUGUAUCUUAUUAAAAUAGGAUGAUUUGCAUUUUGUAAAAUUAUCCUGCACAUCAAGCUGCAUGCCUUAAUGCCUAAAACUCUAGGAUUAUUUUCAUGGUAGAACAGUUUAUCUGUUCAACAAACAGUGAAGCAAGGUCUUAGCGCUACUUUAACUACCUUUGGAAAUACUGUACAAUGUUAGAAUAAUUUAUUUUGCUUUACAGAAGUUUGUCAUGUAUUGACUUUAAUAUUGUAUUUUGGUAAUAAAUUUUUUGUUAAAAACACUUGCCUCUAAGUUUUAUUAACAAAAAGUUAUAUCCAUUCUUAUUUUGGAAAUGUUGAUUUAAUCACUUAGAAAUUUGGAUUUAAAUAAUGAAGAACUUCCCCAGGCUUAAACUAAGGCUUAUGAUUACCCUUUGGUAACAUGUUAAACUAUUGAUGACUAGCAUUAAACUCUGUUACACAAAGGUAAUUGAAAAAGCAUUUAGAUUGUUUUAAUCUUUUAAAAAAUUCAAUCUAGGAACUCUCCUGGUGGCGCAGUGGUUACGAAUCCACCUGCCAAUGCAGGGGACAUGGCUUCAACCCCUGGUCCGGGAAGAUCCCACGUGCCUCAGAGCAACUAAGCCCACGUGCCACAACUACUGAACCUGCACUCUAGAGCCAA
Globicephala melas (long-finned pilot whale) is the source of this 6987-nucleotide messenger RNA. It is a transcript of the gene ZNF507, whose product is annotated as zinc finger protein 507. The record is from RefSeq and is a predicted model, not a curated record. Gene Ontology annotation, molecular function: RNA polymerase II cis-regulatory region sequence-specific DNA binding; DNA-binding transcription factor activity, RNA polymerase II-specific. Gene Ontology annotation, biological process: positive regulation of transcription by RNA polymerase II. Lineage: Eukaryota; Metazoa; Chordata; Mammalia; Artiodactyla; Delphinidae. Gene Ontology annotation, cellular component: nucleus.